Rotaria sp. Silwood2 is the source of this 2640-nucleotide messenger RNA. The record is from the annotation of a GenBank genome assembly. NCBI's taxonomy places the organism in Eukaryota, Metazoa, Rotifera, Eurotatoria, Philodinida, Philodinidae.
AUGGAUACAAUUCGAUUAUUUCUUCGUUCAAAUACUUUUCGAAAUUGUCAAACGAAAACUGAUUUAAAUAGUGAUUUAUUAACAAUAAAAUCCAAUAUAAUCAAUAUAGAAAAAGAUAAUAUCUUAAAUGAAAAUGAAAAAAAUUCAUCAAGUGAAAAAAUAUCUGGUGAUAAUGUUAAAUCAAAUAUUUCAAUAGAUUCAUCAUCAAAUUCGUUAUGUUCAAAUUCUGACAUAAUUUCAUCAAAUCGAUCAUUAGAUAAUAUUAUAUAUGAGAAUAUUAUUGAAAAUGCAUCAACAUCAAAUGUACGUUCAUUUACAUAUAAUAAUUACUCAAACGAGCAUGAUCAUAAAAAGAAACAAAGACAUUCAUCAACUCUUCAACAAAAUCUUAAUGAUUUAUCAUUAUUAUCAUUUACAAUGAGACGAACAAAAUCUUUCCGUUAUUCGAAUCGAAUAAGAAAAUCUUCAAUUAUUCAUAAAUAUUCAAGUGAAAAAAUGAGACGUCGAAUAAUUCAAGUAAAUCGUUCAAGAAAAUCUGUCAGCUUUCCACUAUCAACUAACAUAAACAAUCAAUUUAAUUGUAUCGCUUCAACAGAAAUACGACGAGUAAAAUCAACAGCUCCAAAUGCUUUUCUAACAGCAGCUUCGAUACUCAAAUAUUGGGUAGAUUUUUUACUGCUAAUUUUCAAUUUACCAAAUGAUGAACGAUUAAUUGUUGAUUAUUCAUGUGCAUGGCAAAAAGAAAUUUUAAUUCAAGGUCGAAUGUAUAUAUCACAAAAUUAUUUAUGUUUUUAUGCCAAUUUUCUUAAAUGGGAAACAAGUUUAUGUUUAAAAUUUAAAGAUAUUGUUGGAAUCACAAGAGAAAAAACAGCUAAAGUUAUUCCAAAUGCACUUGAAAUUCGAUCAAAUAAAAAUGAUAAAUAUUUUUUUGCAAGUUUUGCAACACGUGAUAAAACGUACGCUAUGAUUUUUCGAAUAUGGCAAACCGUUUUAAUUGAUCAACCAAUAUCUUCUCAACAAUUAUGGAAUAUGAUUCAUCAAUGUUACGGAAAUGAUUUAGACAUGACAACUGAUGAAGAAGAUAAUUAUAAUAAACAAGAAAAUAGUUCUACAUCUGACAAAAAUUCUCCAAACCAACAAACGAAAAAUGAAACAAAUGAUAAACAUUGUGCUGUAACACCAAAUUCAGUUUGUUCAAAAUCUAGUGAAAAAGAAGAAAUCGACGAUCAUUCGAGUAUAUCAUCUUGUGGUGGACGUCAAAUAGAUGAUGAUAAUUAUAAUGAUGAUUAUAAUAUAAGUAUAAUACCUAUUAAUGAACAAGCAAAUAGAAAUACACUUAUUCGUCAAACAAAUUUAGAUAUAAAUAAACAAGAUAAUUCUUUUAUAGCAAUGCCAAUCAUUCAAGGUUUCUUUUGUUUUUUAUUUUAUAUUAAAAUAAAUUUAAAAAAAAAAUUUUUAAAUGUAGAAACAACCUAUCUUACAAAAUGUCCAUGCCAAUCCCAUUUAGCUACUCAAUUAAUUGAUCGAACAUAUUCAAUGCCAGUUGAGCGUCUUUUUGAUUAUUUAUUUGGUGAUAAUGAUUUUGUUGUUGCUUAUCAUGCAUCACGUCGUAUUAAAGGUUUUCAUAUGGAGUUUUAUUAUUGUGUGUUUUAUUAUGUUAAUUUAUUUUCUAUAGAUUAUCAUGCAACUGAAUGGAAUCUUAAUGAAAAAACAGAAAAACGAGAGCGUCUAUGUACUUAUAAAGUUGAUGUUGCUGCAGUUUUUGGUGCAACAACAAUUUGUUCGAAUGAAAAACAAGUUAUUCAAUGUGAAUUAUCAAAGUCUCAUUAUAUAGUCGAUACAGAAGUUCGAAAUGAAGGAAUAAAAUAUGCUGAUGCUUUUUUUGUUGCAUCUCGUUAUUGUCUUAUACAAACUGGACCAAAUAAAUCACAUUUAAAAGUAACUUGUGAAGUUAGAUAUAUUAGAAGUUUAAUGAUUAUUAUUAAAUUUAAAUUUGUAUCUGAUAAUAAGAUAAAACGUCAUAUUUUAUCUAUUUAUUCAGCGUUCAUCGAAAAAAAUGCAAUGGCUGCUCUUCAAGAUUCAUAUACAGAUUUGAUAAAACGUAUUGAAGCUGAAUGUUUGAAUCGCCAACGCCGUUCGAGUAUAACAAUGAAUAAUGAAAAAGAUAAAGAAAAUCAAUCGAAAAAGAAACAUUCACAAAAACAACAAUCAACUAAAUUAAAUUCUACAAUCAAUGAUUUUUCAUCAGAUCAACAACGAAAACCAACAACUCACAAUGAAACUAUUCAUCACACUCAAAGUGCAAAGUUAGUUUCGUCUUCAUCGUCGGAUUCUUUAUCUUCGUCAAUAUGGUCAAAGACCCAUAUGUUAAUUCCAUGUUGUAUAAUAAUAAUGUUAAUUCUUGUUAGUCUGAAUAUAUUUUUAUGCAUUAAAUUAAAUGAUAUUGAUCAAAUGACUGAUAAUCUUUCAAAAAAUUCUCCGUCAUGGUUACAUGGAUAUUCGUAUCCAAAAGAAGAAAAUCAAUGGUCUUUAUUAUUAAAAAGACAAGAAGAAUAUUAUCAAGCGAAAUUAACUGGUCUUCGUUCUGUCUUAAUAUCAACUCAUAAUGCAUUAAAAAAUGUUUGUCUCAAUUUCACGUAA